GGCUGGGAUUCUGUGAUUCUAUGGCCAGGAGAUGGUCUCAGGUGUCUGGGACAUGGUCUCGUUGGACCAGGAGAUGGUUCUAAGGACAAGGAGAAGGUUUUGGGUGGCUAAGAGGAGCCCAUCCUGCCUGUGCUGCAGCCCAAUCUGCUGAGGCUCUGUGCCAUGCGGCCUUCCUGCAGGGACCUGGGAUGGGACUGCACAGGGUCCAUGGGGGAGGAUGUCACAAGUGCCAUGGGGAUCUGUGUGGGGGGGACAUCGCGUGUGCCCUCCAUCUAUGGGGUGCAGCAGCCUCCUCGAGGAUGAGGCCAUUGAGCACCUCAGUCAGCAGGGGCCAGGACCAGGGUCUGCUGUGUCUGGGGGGAUGUGGGUGCCCCCAUGGCCACCGCUCACCCUGCUCAUCCCUGCUCUCCCCCCACAGCCUCACAGCACCAGGAUGAACGGGACAGCCAACGUCAACCCUGCCGCCCGCAGCCACUUCACCUCCGCCAUCCCGGUGCCCCGUGCUAUGGCCCACGGCAAACCACACACUGCGGCCCCCCCCAGCACCACGGGGCCCCCCGUGUCCCCCAGGGCUCUGUCCCCCCAGCCACCCCCCGGCCCCAGGACCCUCAAGCCCAAAGGCAGAGCUGCUGAGGGCAGUGGGGGCAGCCCCAGUGUCCCCCACCGUGGGGGGCAGAAGGUCCCAGCAAAACCUCUGGUGCCCCCCGGGAAGUGGCCAGAAGCAGGGGGCAGUGGGAGGAGAGGGGCAGGCAGGGCAAGGGAGCCCCCUGAGCUGCCCAAAGCUUCCCCAGCACAGGGCAGGGCUGGGGGGAAGUUGGGGGGCGGCCCUGGGAAGGGCAGUGGGGUGACCAUGGCAGGGAUGGGGGAUGAGCCCCACAGCAGCUCACAGGGCAGGGGUCCUGUAUUUGGGUCGGGGGCCAUCACCUUCUCCUCGGGUACCCCACACAAUCACCCUGUCACUGCCACCGUGGCACCCUUCCAGUACCGGCUGCAGGAGCACCGGGAGGGUGACGAGUGCCCUGGACCUGACCCCGACCCCAAACCCGGAGGCCCGACAGCAGCCGGUGGGUUAAAUGGUUGCAGCGCGGGGAUGCUGGGGAGCAACCUCAAGAACCUUCCCGACGUGGAGCUGGGCGAGGAGGAACGCGGCUACCGGCGGGGUCCCGACGGCGGCUCGGUGAUGCCGAAGCGGGCGAAGGCGGCGGCGGCACCGGCGGCGGCACCGGCGGGGCCGCGGGGAGCGGAGCUGCGCGUCUUCAAGGCGAGCAGCGCGGAGGGGCGGCUGCCGGCCGGCUCCAACCUGCGCAAGCAGAAGUCGCUCACCAACCUGGCCUUCCUCACCGACGCCGAGAAGAAGCGGCAGCUCUACGAGCCCCGCUGGAGCGACGACAUGGCCAAGGCGGCCGCACCGGGGGCGGCGGCGGCGGCGGCGGGGGGCGGCCGGGGCGGCGGCGGUCCCCGGGGCCGGGAUGCGCCCGCCAUGUCGCGGAGCUUGUCCCGGUCCGAGCACUCGCUGCUAUCGCCGCGCCCCACCGGCCCCAGCAAGCCCCCGGCCGCCGGUAAACCGAGCCGCAUCCCCCGCGGGCCCUACGCGGAGGUGAAGCCCCUGAGCAAGGCCCCCGAGGCGGGCGGUGGCAAGUGCGAUGAUGAGCUGCUGGGAGGGAAGGGGCCGGCGGUGGCGGCGGCCGCCGAGGAGAAGCCGUACCUGAAGGUGGACCCCGAGCUGGUGGUCACGGUGCUGGGCGACCUGGAGCAGCUCCUCUUCAGCCAGAUGUUGGACCCCGAAUCCCAGAGGAAGAGGACGGUGCAGAACGUGCUGGACCUUCGGCAGAACCUGGAGGAGACCAUGUCCAGCCUGAGGGGCUCUCAGGUAUCCCACAGCUCCCUGGAGAUGACCUGCUACGACAGCGACGAGGCCAACGCGCGCAGCGUCUCCAGCCUGUCCAACCGCUCCUCGCCGCUCUCCUGGCGCUAUGGGCAGUCGAGCCCGCGCCUGCAGGCCGGAGACGCGCCGUCGGUGGGGGGCACGUGCCGCUCUGAGGGCACCCCGGGCUGGUACAUGCACGGCGAGCGGGCGCACUACUCGCACACCAUGCCCAUGCGCAGCCCCAGCAAGCUGAGCCACAUCUCCCGCCUGGAGCUGGUCGAGGCACUGGACACCGAUGAUGUGGAGCUGAAGUCGGGAUACAUGAGCGACAGUGACCUGAUGGGGAAGACACUGACAGAGGAUGAGGACAUCACCACGGGCUGGGACGAGAGCAGCUCCAUCAGCAGCGGCCUCAGCGAUGCCUCUGACAACCUCAGCUCGGAGGAGUUCAACGCCAGCUCCUCGCUCAACUCCCUGCCCUCCACCCCGACUGCCUCGCGCAGGAACUCGGCCAUAGCGCUACGCACGGACUCGGAGAAGCGGUCGCUGGCUGAGAGUGGGCUGAGCUGGUACUGUGAGGGUGAGGACAAGGCACCCAAGAAGCUGGACUACGACAGCAGCAGCCUCAAGAUGGAGCACGGAUCCUCCAAGUGGCGACGGGAGCCCUCGGAGGGGGGCGAGGAGGGGUCCAAGGGGGGGGAGCUGAAGAAGCCGGUCAGCCUGGGCACUGCAGGCUCCCUCAAGAAGGGCAAGACCCCUCCGGUGGCUGUGACCUCUCCCAUCACACACACAGCGCAGAGCACCCUCAAAGUAGCAGGAAAGCCUGAGACCAAAGCCACGGACAAGAGCAAGCUGUCUGUGAAGAGCACAGGCCUGCAGCGUUCCUCCUCUGAUGCCGGCCGUGACCGCGCUGCUGAUGCCAAGAAACCACCCUCGGGUCUCACGCGCCCCUCGGCCUCCAGCUCCUUUGGCUACAAGAAACCAGCUCCUGCCACUGGCACAGCCACCGUCAUGCAGGCUGGGGGCUCGGCCACACUCGGCAAGAUCCAGAAGAGCUCCAGCAUCCCCGUCAAGCCGGUCAGCGGGAGGAAAACCAGCCUGGAUGUCUCCAACGCAGCCGAGCCUGGUUUCCUGGCCCCGGGUGCUCGGUCCAACAUCCAGUACCGCAGCCUGCCCCGGCCGGCCAAGUCCAGCUCCAUGAGUGUGACCGGUGGCCGCGGUGCCAACCGCCCGGUCAGCAGCAGCAUCGAUCCCAGCCUGCUGAGCACCAAGCAGGGCAGCAUCUCAGUGUCACGGCUCAAGGAGCCGUCCAAGGUUGGCACCGGCCGUGGCACCCCAGCACCCGUGAACCAGACGGACCGCGAGAAGGAGAAGGCCAAGGCCAAGGCAGUGGCGCUGGACUCUGAGUGUGGGACCGUGAAGAGCGGUGGCUCACCUGAGAGCACCCCGAAAGCACAGAGCAACCUCCCACCUGCGGCCAAGGUGGCCGAGCUGCCCCCCACCCCUCUCAGAGCAGCUGCCAAGACCUAUGUGAAGCCUCCCUCGUUGGCCAACUUGGACAAGGUCAACUCCAACAGCCUGGACUUGCCCUCCUCCAGCGAGCUGCCACCACCGCACUCAGCCAAGCUGCAGGACCUGCACCCGGGCAGCGGGCACCUUGCGCCCUGCUUCAGCCCCAGUCCUGCCCCCAUCCUCAACAUCAACUCGGCCAGCUUCUCCCAGGGCCUGGAGCUCAUGGGUGGCUUCAGCGUCCCCAAGGAGGGCAGGAUGUACCCCAAGCUCUCCGGCCUGCACCGCAGCAUGGAAUCCCUGCAGAUGCCCAUGAGCCUGCCCAGUGCCUUCUCCGGGGGCAGCACCACCACCCCAGCCCCUGCUGCUGCUCCCCCUGCCAGCACGGAGGAGGAGGAAGAGGCAGGAGAGCUGGGCUGGAGCGGGAGCCCCCGGCUCGCACAUCUGGACAGUGCCAACCGCGACAGGAACACGCUGCCCAAGAAAGGGUUGAGGUACCAGCUCCACUCCCAGGAGGAGGCCAAGGAGCGGCGCCAUUCCCAUGCCAUCAGCAGCGGGCUGCCCGAGGCAGACGAUCAGCAGGAGCUGCCCUCGCCCCCAUCCCUCCCCAUGGCACUGGUUGGGAAGGGGCCGCUCACCAGCAUCGUGAGCCCCACUGCCACCGCAACCCCGCGGAUCACCCGCUCCAACAGCAUCCCUACCCACGACUCCACCUUCGAGCUGUACAGCACAUCCCAGAUGGGCAGCACCCUCUCCCUGGCUGACAAGCCCAAGGGCAUGAUCCGCUCGGGCUCCUUCCGGGACCCUGUGGAUGAUGUUCACGGAUCGGUGCUGUCCCUGGCCUCCAGCGCGUCCUCCACCUACUCCUCUGCUGAGGAGAAGAUGCAGUCCGAGCAAAUCCGCAAGCUGCGCCGCGAGCUCGAGUCCUCGCAGGAGAAGGUGGCAACGCUCACGUCCCAGCUCUCUGCCAACGCCAACCUGGUAGCGGCUUUUGAGCAGAGCCUGGUGAGCAUGACAUCCCGCCUGCGGCACUUGGCUGAGACCGCCGAGGAGAAGGACACGGAGCUGCUGGACCUGCGGGAGACCAUUGACUUCCUGAAGAAGAAGAACUCAGAGGCCCAAGCUGUGAUCCAGGGUGCCCUGAAUGGCACUGAUGUCACCCCCAAAGAGCUGCGGAUCAAGCGGCAGAACUCCUCUGACAGCAUCUCCAGCCUCAACAGCAUCACCAGCCACUCCAGCAUCGGCAGCAGCAAGGACGCCGAUGCCAAGAAGAAGAAGAAGAAGAGCUGGCUGCGCAGCUCCUUCAACAAAGCCUUCAGCAUCAAGAAAGGACCAAAAUCAGCCUCGUCCUACUCGGACAUCGAGGAGAUCGCCACGCCGGACUCGUCAGCCCCUUCCUCCCCCAAGCUGCAGCACGGCUCCACGGAGACCGCAUCACCCUCCAUCAAAUCCUCCACAUCCUCCUCCGUGGGCAUCGACACUGCAGAGUACGUGGGGCCGGGCAGGGUUGGUGCCAGGGGCUGCAGGCUCCUGCCUGGAUGUGUGCAUGACUCUGUCUCCUCAUGGCCCAGGCUCUUCCAGGCCCAUGGGGAGGGCGAGCCCGAGAAGAAGGAGGUGUCGGAGCUGCGGUCGGAGCUGUGGGAGAAGGAGAUGAAGCUGACGGACAUCCGCCUGGAAGCCCUCAACUCAGCCCAUCAGCUGGAGCAGCUCCGGGAGACCAUGCACAACAUGCAGCUGGAGGUGGAUCUCCUGAAGGCUGAGAACGACCGGCUCAAAGUGGCCCCAGGGCCCUCAGCGGUGCCAGGCUCCAUUCCCGGCCACGUCACCAGCUCAUCGGCCUCCUCCUCACCGCGGCGUUCCCUGGGUCUCACCCUUGGCCAUGCCCUCAGUCCCAGCAUGGGGGACUCAGAUGUGUCCCCCAUGGACGCCGUCAGCGCCGGCACCCAGAAGGACGAGCUGAUGCUGCGGAUCGUGGUGCGCAUGCCACCCCAGCACAUCAUCAAGGGGGACCUCAAGCAGCAGGAGUUUUUCCUGGGCUGGACCAAGGUGAGCGGGAAGGUGGACUGGAAGAUGCUGGAUGAGGCUGUCUGCCAGGUCUUCAAGGAUUACAUCACCAAGAUGGAUCCUGCUUCCACGCUGGGGCUCAGCACCGAGUCUGUCUAUGGGUACAGCAUCAGCCACAUCAAGCGGGUGCUGGACACGGAGCCACCAGAGCUGCCGCUGUGCCGCCGGGGCCUGACCAGCAUCGUGGUGACGCUCAAGGGCUUGAAGGAGAAGUGUGUGGACAGCCUGGUGUUCGAGACACUCAUCCCCAAGCCCAUGAUGCAGCAUUACAUCAGCCUCCUGCUCAAGCACCGGCGGCUCAUCCUCUCGGGCCCCAGCGGCACCGGCAAGACCUACCUGACCAACCGCCUGGCUGAGUACCUGGUGGAGCGCUCGGGUCGGGAUGUCACCGAGGGCAUCGUCAGCACCUUCAACAUGCACCAGCAGUCCUGCAAGGACCUGCAGCUGUACCUCUCCAACCUGGCCAACCAGAUCGACCGGGAGACGGGCACAGCGGAUGUGCCGCUGGUGAUCCUCCUGGAUGACCUCAGUGAGGCAGGCUCCAUCAGUGAGCUCGUCAAUGGCGCACUCACCUGCAAGUACCACAAAUGCCCCUACAUUAUUGGGACCACCAACCAGCCUGUGAAGAUGACUCCAAACCAUGGCCUCCAUCUCAGCUUCAGGAUGCUGACCUUCUCCAACAACGUGGAGCCGGCCAACGGCUUCCUGGUGCGCUACCUGCGGCGGAAGCUGCUGGAGUCGGACACGGAUGUCAAUGCCAACAAGGAGGAGCUGCUGCGUGUGCUGGACUGGGUGCCCAAGCUCUGGUACCACUUACACACCUUCCUGGAGAAGCACAGCACCUCCGACUUCCUCAUUGGUCCCUGCUUCUUCCUGUCGUGCCCCAUUGGAAUUGAGGAUUUCCGGACCUGGUUCAUCGACCUGUGGAACAACUCCAUCAUCCCUUACCUGCAGGAGGGAGCAAAAGAUGGGCUCAAGGUCCAUGGGCAGAAGGCAGCCUGGGAGGACCCCGUGGAGUGGGUGCGGGACACCCUGCCCUGGCCAUCAGCGCAGCAGGACCAGUCCAAGCUGUACCACCUGCCCCCCCCCACCAUCGGGCCCCACAGCACCGUUUCCCCUCCCGAGGAGCGCACUGUCAAGGACACGACGCCCAGCUCCCUGGACUCGGACCCUCUGAUGGCCAUGCUGCUGAAGCUCCAGGAAGCCGCCAACUACAUCGAGUCUCCAGACCGUGAGACCAUGGUGGACCCCGACCUGCAAUCGACUCUGUGAGGCCCGGACGUGCCGGUCCCCGCUCCCACCGGGCUGCUCCCCCUUCCCUUUGGUGUGCGGUGGAGCUGGGUCCGGCCGGCGCGAGGAGCAUCCCUGCUCCCGGCCCGGGGGCAGGAGGAUCCUGGUUUCUCAUUGGGUUUGUUCUGUCUCUCCCCUGCUCUUGGCUCCGGGGCCGGGAGCUGCAGGGAGGGCUCCGUGUGGGGCAGGCCCCCCGCAGGAGCUGGAGCUGGGGCGCAGGGCAGCGUGCGGCCACAGGACAAGGAGUCAGGGGCUCCCGCUCCCUCCGCCUGGCUCCGGGUAGCCGAGGGCAGGCGCCGCAUCCGUGCCCCGUUUCACCCCCCAUGGCGCUGCCACGGCCAGGGCAGCCCAAGAAACCCUGCUCUGGUUAUUUUAUUUGGUGUCCCCCCCCAUCCCAUCCCAUCCCAUCUUCCUUUGGCCGAGUCCAGACUUUGCUUUGGUCCCUUUUUUGUUCUGGUUCUUUGCUCUCCCGGCCUGGAGCCUGUGGCUCAGUGCCCGUUGCUUCCCCGUAAGCAGCUCCCUUUCCCUUUGGAUUCUUUUACAGCUACCGGUUCCACUACUCAAACCACCUCUGUCACAAAACUGGUGCUCACUGGACAAUCUCCAGUCCCUGAACCCACCUCCCGGGGCCUCACAGCUUGGCUGAGAUGGGACAUGGCAGCCAGGGGCAGCGCGAUGCUUCCGGAGCAUCCCCUCGCCUGGUGCCUCCCUGCUCCCUAAAAGCACAAGGCAGGGUCUGGCCCUGGGGAUGGGGUCUCCCACCAGGCCAGGAUCCCAUGGGCAUCCCAUCUCCGAGGGACCUGGGGCAUGGAGUGAGUGCUGCUGUGCCCUCCCUGGGCAGCCAUGGGGGGCACAACCUGGCUGCUGUCCCCAUGGUGCUGCUAGGCUGGUGCAGUCCCUUGUGUCCCCGGCUCCCCAAGGCCCUGGCAGGGUCUCGCUGUGCCCCAUGUUAUGCUCCGGGGAUGCCACGUGUCCUCUUGGCCCUGCCGUGCAGUGUCACAGGAGGCGCCUGGCACGGAGGGGAUCAGCCCCGGUGCUGCCGUGGUGCCUUAAUCUCUGGCCAUGCAGGAAGGGGGCACAUGGGCUUCAGGCUGGUGCUGUUGCAGCCUGCCCUGGCUGCAGUGCCCUAUGCCUGUCCCCAAAGCUGGCUUGGCUGGGAUGGGACAGGGGUGCUUGCACUGGCCUGAGCACAGCUAAGCUGGAGCUGCUGCCUUCAGCUCAUCGCUCGCCUGUCCCCAAGAGGAUGCUCUGCUGUGCCAGCACCUCCAUCCCUUAGCCCAGUGCAGCUCUGCAUCCCCCUGCUCCUCUCUGCUGCUGCCCAGCUGGGCUCCCACACCCUGCAGAGCCUUUUGGGGAGAGGUGACCCCAGGGCUGCUUCUCCAAGCCCAUCCUUUCCCUGCGCCCUGCCAGGCUGGGCACGGGGCAUCCUCAGCCCCCCCUGGACCCCAUCCAAACCCCAGCAUCUCCUCCACGGCCCGGCCUUGCUGCCGGUGGCAGCCACCACCUCUGCCCUUGGUGCUCUCGGCCGGGGCGCCUCACCACGCGCCCCAUGGUGCUCACUUGUCCGUCUGUCCGGCAGCCUCCCCGUGCUGCCCGGGGCCAUCAGCCCGGCCCCUUGCACAGGGGUGUCCUCCCCACGCUGGCUUGGACGCUUGGGUUCUCUGUUUGCCUUCUCUUGUGUUGCCGCUGUGGGCUAAGGACUCGCUGUAAAUAGGUCUGUAGUCACAAGCCCUGUGUGAGCUGGUGGGGCCCAGCCCUGCGCCUCUUUCCUCCUCUGGUUUGGGUUGAUUUCAUUUUGUACUCUGUGAUAACUGUGCUGUGCUGACUUCUGUUCUGAUUGUACGAGGCACCGGCUCAGCCGUCGCUCGAGGCUGGCGCUGAGCACCCGGCUCUCCCCUCCAGCCCCUCUCGCCCUGCGCAGGGUAGGAAAGGGCAUGGAAAGCCUUUGAAUGGGGCAGAAAAGCCUUUGGGGCUGCCCCGUCCUUGGGCAGGGCCAUGCCCUGAGGGUCUCAUCAGGGGAGAGCCCCACUUUAUUUUCUGACACCUCCGAAAAGCCACAACCACAUGGACCAAACUGUCCCCAUCACUGGCUCACUUGGGGCUGCGCUGCUGGAUGUCCCUCAGCCCCUCUCCUGCAGGUUUGACCCAUCCUUCCCAGAGGCUGUGGCACAGGAGCAGUCCCCAAGGGGCAGGGAAGGGUGAGGGCAAUGCUGCUGUGCCCCCAUGGAUUCCUUUGCCUCACCCUGUGUCCCCCAAUGCAGCAAUUGGGGACUAAGCAUCCCUUGCUGCUGCCCCAUCUAUGGGCUGAGCCCCUUUGUCCCCAGGGGGACAUGUCCAAGGGUUGCACCAACUCAUCCCACUGCCAGCCCCGAAGGUGCCUGUUGUCCCCAGGGGUGGUGCCUGUCACCCCCAUAGGAGCCGGUCACCCCAAGGUGCCUGUUGCCCCAAGGGUACCCAACGUGCCCAAGGGUGCCCAUUGCUCCCAAUGGUGCCUGCUGCCCUGCAGGGUACUGCCACCUGCAAAGGUGCCCAUGGCCCCUGGGUGCACCAGGAGCCUUCCCGAGGGGCUGGAGCAGGGAGAUGCCAGCACCUCACCCUCCUGCCCCCUCGAGUUGCUGCUGCCCGGUGGCCCGAACCUUACAAUUUUAGCUUUUUUCUAUUAAAAACAACCUUUUUUUAAUUAAAUAAAAGACAAAAAGGACAAAUUCCUGUUUUAGAUGAUCUGUGUAACUGGGGUUUGUGUUUCCUAACUGCAUGGUAUUCCUGCCCAGGGGUUUUCUAGCACUUUUUAAAUUUCUCUUUAAGAUUUUGGUCCAGAUUUCUACUGCUCUCGCCUGUCUUUGCUUUCCUCUCGCAUCCUCCACCUUUGUAAACUCGCUCCAUUUUCUACCUGAUGUUGAGACCCGACCCCACGUUGUACAUAGCUGCGGGAACAAUCAUAGGGAACAAACACCAUCUGGACUCUUACCCCACCGCUCCUUCUUUUUACUUCCAAGAACCUUGCAAAGAAGUCUAAAAGGAAGCCAGGAAAAGGCUUUGAGGAUAUUCCCAAAGACAGCAACAAAUCCAGCCCUGCACCAAGUCAGCUCCUGCUGCCCACGCUGCCCGCACCAACUGGCAUGUCUCUUCUCGGUCGUCUGUCUAACACCAUUGGAUUCAAUAAAGUUGUCUCCUGUUCCACCUG
Molecule: messenger RNA, 9914 nt
Organism: Melopsittacus undulatus (budgerigar)
Lineage: Eukaryota; Metazoa; Chordata; Aves; Psittaciformes; Psittaculidae
Gene: NAV1
Product: neuron navigator 1
Exons: 30
Coding region: 218-6712 (2164 amino acids)
Biological process (GO): nervous system development; neuron migration; neurogenesis
Cellular component (GO): microtubule cytoskeleton; axon initial segment
Molecular function (GO): ATP hydrolysis activity
Source: RefSeq, a predicted model, not a curated record